AUGGCCACACCAACAUUCGAUCUCGGAACAUCUUCAGAGCCAAUUCAUGUUUCCGGGGUCGCUUUGGCCGUCAUCAUCACAUUCAGCGUAGUCAGCUUGGUCGCUCUCGCAAUAGCUCUAUGGAUCUUGUUUCGCUUCACCUGCUCGAGUCGUGGAAGAAGGUCAGGUUACGCAAUCAGAGAUGGAAGGAACGAGCAUACGCAAUGGUGGAAGCAUGCCAAUCCACCCAUCGACUCUGACAAGUCGUCUGAGAUGUCCUACAUGGGCAUCAUACCUGCUCCCGAGCUGGCUUCAGAAGAGGGAAGGCUGAGAAGUCGAUACACUGGAGAGAAGAGUGCUUAG
Molecule: messenger RNA, 342 nt
Organism: Aureobasidium melanogenum CBS 110374
Lineage: Eukaryota; Fungi; Ascomycota; Dothideomycetes; Dothideales; Saccotheciaceae
Exons: 1
Coding region: 1-342 (113 amino acids)
Source: RefSeq, a predicted model, not a curated record